Xyrichtys novacula (pearly razorfish) is the source of this 1410-nucleotide messenger RNA. NCBI's taxonomy places the organism in Eukaryota, Metazoa, Chordata, Actinopteri, Labriformes, Labridae. The record is from the annotation of a GenBank genome assembly.
AUGACUAAAAAGAAGCUCAAGAAAGCUCGGGAAGGUGAGAUGUCAACGUCACACCAGGAGAAGAGGGUGGAGGAGACUGAGGAUAAAGUUCUUCAAAUCCUGGUUGAACAACUGGAGAAGAUUUCUAAUGAUUCUCUGAGUUACUUCACAGAGGAAGAAGAUAGCCUGCUUCUUUCUAAAACCAGCAAGGACUCAGAGUUAUCAGAGUUAUCAUUUCGGAUUGUAGAAGCUUUUUCAAAUGAGGCUUCACAGGACCUGGUUGGAGAGAAACAAUCAUACACAGAAGAGACCUUAAUACACAACAGGAGAAAGGUCAUCAACAGGAUGAGGACUGUCUUUGUCCAAACAUUUGCUCGAGGGUCAAUCCUGAGCAUGAUGUGUAAAGUCAGACGCAAGCAGGCCUCCCAUCAAGGACAGGAAGUUGUGGAAUUAGACACAUCACAGCUGAUUAAGAGUGUGGAUAACCUUUUAUCAGAGGUCAUUACACAAAACGAUCAGGAUACAAGAAGUGGGUCAAGAGAGGUUUGCCUCUUUGAGACUCUUGUCAGCAACAUUUCCCACGGCAAGCUGGAAAGUUUUGCUGAGAAGCUGCAUGACACAUUGGACGACCACUUGACACCACUAGGAGUCCAAGAAGAAACAUACGAAGAGGAGAUUCAGACUGAAGUAGCCAAUGUCAUUAAACGGAUAAGGAAUUGGCUAAAGAAGCAGAUCCGACUGCACAAGACUAGGGAGGACAGUGUGAGCGUGACUCUGAGACAGGUCAAGGAAGUUGUGCUCAUUAAAUAUUCACAUCUCAGUUCCCCCAAAACUGAAGCUGAGGAUCAGACCUGCCCCACAACUGUACAAGAGAAGGUUCAAAGCCUCAAAGCUGAGAAGGAAGAAGAAGAGGCCUGCCAAGAUGAGGAGGAGGAAGAAGAGGCCUGCUUAGUUGAGGAGAAGGAAGAAGAGGCCUACACAGCUGAGGAGCAAGUAGAACAGGCUCAGGUGGCAAAAGCAUCAUGUGAAUACACGGAGUCUGUUAAAAAGAAGUGGGACCGACUGUCUUGUGAAAUCAUCGUAAAGGUGUUCUUACGCAAAGUCAUGAAGGAUUUCCGCCCCCAUGUGGAUUACAAAUCAGUGGAAGCCAGACUGUCAGACAUGCUGAUUGAAAAGAUGAUUGGUACUGACAUUAAUGUUGAUUUGAGCCUGAAAAGCAUAGAAAAGAAAUGCAAAGCUGUGUACAAAGACCUACGCAAGAAGGUUGGUGGCGGAGUUCUUUGGAUAAGUCUUUUACAGCAGAAAGAAACAGUCAUUGAGGCUGCGGCUGAGGCUCUAAAAAAGCAUUUUUCACCACCAAGACCCAGCGGCAUCCAAAAGGUCUUGAGAUGUGUAUUCCGGCCUUUCACUGCCCUCUUUAACUGUUGCUAG